AUGGUGGUCAUGAAGAAGAAAACACUGGGCGCUGAAGUUGCCAUUAUUGUACAAUCGUUACCUGGCAAACACGUCUUUGCUUUUGGGCACUCUAUUGUGGAUUCCAUAAUUUCUCGCUUUGAGAAUGGAAUUACUUCUGAUGAUUCUGUGAAAAACUGCGCCAAAAUGCCAGAUUUUAAGAGGGAUUGUUCUGAGGUUUCUGCAAAGUUGGAGGCGAAGAAGAGUCUCCAGCAGGGUGGGGUGAAUGAAGGCGGUGGGUUUUGGUGGGACAUGGAGGUGGAGGACCUUGAGCUGGAUGAACUUGAGAUGUUCAAGGUGGCGUUGGAGGAGUUGAAGAAUUUGAAUAUAAAAGCAGAGACUUCUUCUUCGUUAAUUCCAGCCGUUCCCGUCUUAGGAAUUAUAGGUUUCACUCUAAGAACGGAAGCAUGUGCUAACCUAGAAAUGCUUUUGUACAAACUGCAGUUUAACAAUGUUAAACUCUGUGAAGAUCUAAAGAGAGAGAAGAAGAUGGCUGAAGAUCAAUUCUAUGCCAUGAAUGAAGGAAAUGGCCAUCAAAGCUAUGCAAAGAACUCAUCUUACCAAGGAGGACUAACGGAGGCUGCAAAGAAAUCAUCAAAGAAGAAAUUAGCAAAAAACUUGACAUUGAAAAUGUAA
Messenger RNA from Fraxinus pennsylvanica, 654 nucleotides. The record is from the annotation of a GenBank genome assembly. NCBI's taxonomy places the organism in Eukaryota, Viridiplantae, Streptophyta, Magnoliopsida, Lamiales, Oleaceae.